Messenger RNA from Anguilla rostrata (American eel), 5694 nucleotides. Its product is annotated as RAC-beta serine/threonine-protein kinase-like. Gene Ontology annotation, cellular component: nucleus; cytoplasm. Lineage: Eukaryota; Metazoa; Chordata; Actinopteri; Anguilliformes; Anguillidae. The coding region runs from base 554 to 1996 and encodes 480 amino acids. Gene Ontology annotation, biological process: protein phosphorylation. Gene Ontology annotation, molecular function: ATP binding; protein serine/threonine kinase activity. The record is from RefSeq and is a predicted model, not a curated record. The transcript is spliced from 14 exons.
UGCGGAGUUCCUUUUUGAAUGUUAGGCAUUGAACUGGGCCUGCUCAUCAUACUAACUGCAAUGGUGACACGGGAGAGGGGAGUGAAGGAGUAGUUCAAGAGAGGCGAAAACAAUUAUAGCAUCUAUACAGGAAAAAACUCUACAUUGUUGUCGGACAUCUUAUUUGAGAAUCAACAGAACCACAGUUAAAAGGGAGACGGGAGUAAUUAACCGAUUGGCGAGCAAGAUAUAUACUAUAUGCAAACACACGGCAGUGGACAGAAAAACAGGCACAGCGGGCACUUGCUUGUUGUCUUUUUGGGACUGUUCGAUUACUGCAGGGUUCAGUAUACCAGUUUGGAGAACAAAAUAACGACCAACGCCUACUGAGUGUGUAGCAGAGCUCAGUGGAUUCCCUAGGAUCCCAAAGGUGUUGUCAGGUAUUGUCAGCUGUGUCUGCCACCUGACCCUCCCCUCUCCUUGCCCCUUGCUUCACAGCUGCUCCGCCUCCCUCCUCCCAUAGCCCCUCCCCUCCCCCUCCCCUUCCCCGACCCCUACGACUUCCCGCCCCAGCAUGAACGAGGUCAGCGUCGUCAGAGAGGGAUGGCUCCACAAGAGGGGUGAAUACAUUAAGACCUGGAGGCCUCGUUACUUCAUCCUGAAGAGCGAUGGCUCCUUCAUCGGCUACAAAGAGAAGCCGGAGACAUCCGACCUCAGCCUGCCUCCUCUUAACAAUUUCUCCGUGGCAGAGUGCCAGCUAAUGAAGACAGAGCGACCGAGGCCCAACACCUUUGUCAUCCGCUGCCUGCAGUGGACCACCGUCAUCGAGCGCACCUUCCACGUGGAGAACAAUGAGGAGAGGGAGGAGUGGAUGCGGGCGAUCCAGGCGGUGACGAAUGGCCUGAAGACACGGGAGGAGGAGGAGCCCAUGGACAUUAAGUUCGGCUCGCCCAGCGACUGCAGCGGCAUGGAGGAGAUGGAGGUGGCCAUGUCCAAGUCUCGCUCCAAAGUGACGAUGAGCGACUUUGACUACCUGAAGCUCCUGGGGAAGGGCACCUUUGGAAAGGUGAUCCUGGUGAAGGAGAAGGCCACGGGGAUGUACUACGCCAUGAAGAUCCUGCGCAAGGAGGUCAUCAUUGCAAAGGACGAGGUGGCCCAUACAGUGACAGAAAGCAGGGUCCUGCAGAACACCAGGCACCCCUUCCUCACGACACUAAAACAUGCUUUUCAAACGCAUGAUCGGCUGUGCUUUGUGAUGGAAUACGCCAAUGGAGGAGAGCUGUUUUUCCACCUUUCCCGGGAGCGUGUGUUCACGGAGGACCGGGCCCGUUUCUAUGGCGCCGAGAUCGUGUCGGCAUUGGAGUACCUGCACUCGCGGGACGUGGUGUACAGGGAUCUGAAGCUGGAGAACCUCAUGCUGGAUAAAGACGGCCAUAUUAAGAUCACAGAUUUCGGCCUGUGUAAAGAGGGCAUCACUGAUGGUGCCACCAUGAAGACCUUCUGUGGCACACCUGAGUACCUGGCACCUGAGGUGCUGGAGGAUAACGACUAUGGGCGGGCGGUGGACUGGUGGGGGCUGGGCGUGGUCAUGUACGAGAUGAUGUGCGGCCGGCUGCCUUUCUACAACCAGGACCACGAGCGGCUGUUCGAGCUCAUCCUGAUGGAGGAGAUCCGCUUCCCCCGAAACCUCUCCCCAGAGGCCAAGGCCCUGCUGGCCGGCCUGCUCAAGAAGGACCCCAAGCAGAGGCUCGGAGGGGGUCCUGACGAUGCCAAAGACGUGAUGACACACAAGUUCUUCACCGCCAUCAACUGGCAGGAUGUUCUGCAGAGAAAGCUGAUCCCGCCCUUCAAGCCCCAGGUGACCUCAGAGACGGACACGCGCUACUUUGAUGACGAGUUCACAGCACAGACCAUCACCGUCACGCCGCCAGACAAGUAUGACAGCCUGGACUGUGAGGACCCGGAUCAGAGGACACACUUCCCCCAGUUCUCCUACUCCGCCAGCAUACGGGAGUGACGCUGUCUCUCACAAAGCACUCUUGUACACUCGCACUCACACCAAGACACAAAAGCAGGGCAAACAGGGCAGACACAGACGGAAGCAGAACCCGCAGGCCGACAGACAGCCAACCUCAUCCGGGAGCGAAGUGCCUUGACUGGCAGCUGUCACUCUGCUCUGCCCCGCCCACAGUCCCGCCCACAGACCCAGCUUUCACACUACACCCACAGCACACAUAGGAGCCAUAGCACUUGAACACACACGCCUACACUCGUCCUCCCAGAGACUGCAGGAGGAAAAACCCUUCUUUAAAGCAAAAAAAAAAAACUUUAAUUCUUGUUUUUAACAAAAAAAAGAAAGAAAUGAAAAAAAGUAUUUUUAAAUUGUUUUUCCCUCUGAUUGUUAUGGUUUUAAAAGCCAUAUUUCUGCAAUUUUUAUAAGUGCUCUUUCUGGAAAUAGCUGUUACCAAUAGUAUUGAUCUGUUGUGAAUGACAGGUUGAGAGAAAAGGGAGGGGCUAGAAGAACGAGAGGGGGAACAUGGUGGCCAUUUCUCUUCCCACUGUGUGUGCAUGCGUGUGUGUGUGAAAGAGCGCAAGUGUGUGCUUGUGUGUGUGUUUCAUAUACUCUGUGUGUAAGAACAAGAGUAUGUAUGCGUGCGUCUGUUUUUGAUUUUGUCCAUCAGUUAAUCUUGAGGGGGACACGGCCACACAGAUGUGUGUAGUUCGCUUUAUUGGAGGUGGAAAAAAGUCCUUUAAAUUUGCUGGGAGCUUUGUGCUAGGAAUCAUCUUGUUGAAUUGUUUCUGUGUUUGCCCACAGACAGCAAAGUGGUCAGUUAACAUACAGUGCCUUCUGAAAGUAUUCAGACCCAUUCUCUUUUUCCACAUUUUGUUACGUUACAGCCUUAUAAAAUGGAUUAAAUUGAUUUAUCAUCAAUCUACACACAAUACCCCAUAAUGACAAAGCAAAAACAGGUUUUUAGAAUUUUUAGCAAAUGUAUUAAAAAUAAAAAACAAAUCACAUUUACAUAAGUAUUCAGACCCUUUACUCAGUACUUAGUUGAGGCACCUUUGGCAGCGAUUACAGCUUCGAGUCUUCUUGGGUAUGACACUACAAGCUUGGCACACCUGUAUUUGGGGUAUUUCUCCCAUUCUUCUCUGCAGAUCCUCUCAAGCUCUGUCAAGUUGGAUGGUGAGUGUUGCUGCACAGCUAUUUUUCGGUCUCCAGAGAUUUUCGAUCGGGUUCAAGUCAGUACUCUGGCUGGGCCACUCAAGGACAUUCACAUACUUGUCCCAAAGCCACUCCUGCGUUGUCUUGGCUGUGUGCUUAGGCUCAGUGUCCUGUUGGAAGGUGAACCUUUGCCCCAGUCUGAGGUCCUGAGCGCUCUGGCGCAGGUUUUCAUCGAGGAUUUCUCUGUACAUUGCUCCGUUCAUCUUUCCCUCGAUCCUGACUAGUCUCCCAGCUCCUGCUGCUGAAAAACAUCCCCACAGCAUGAUGCUGCCACCACCAUGCUUCACCGUAGGGAUGGUAAUGGCAAGGUGAUGAGCGGUGCCUGGUUUCCUCCAGACGUGACACUUGGCAUUGUGGCCAAAGAGUUCAAUCUUGGUUUCAUCAGACCAGAUAAUCUUGUUUCUCAUGGUCUGAGAGUCCUUUAGGUGACUUUUGGUGAACUCCAAGCAGACUGUCAUGUGCCUUUUACUGAGUGGCUUCCUUCUGGCCUGAUUGGUGGAGUGCUGCAGAGAUGGUUGUCCUUCUGGAAGGUUCUCCCAUCUCCACAGAGGAACUCUGGAGCUCUGUCAGAGUGGCCAUUGGGUUCUUGGUCACCUCCCAGACCAAGGCCCCUCUCCCCCGAUUGCUCAGUUUGGCCGGGUGGCCAGUUCUAGGAAGAGUCCUGGUGGUUCCAAACUUCUUCCAUUUAAGAAUGAUGAAGGUCACUGUGUUCUUCAAUGCUGCAGAAAUUUGUUGUACCCUUCCCCAGCUCUACCUCGACACAGUCCUGUCUCUGAGGUCUACGGACAAUUCCUUCGACUUCAUGGCUUGGUUUUUUCUCUGACAUGCACUUUCAACUGUGGGACCUUACAUAGACAGGUGUGUGCCUUUCCAAAUCAUGUUCAAUCAAUUGAAUUUACCACAGGUGAACUCCAAUCAAGUUGUAGAAACAUCUCAAGUGUGAUCAAUGGAAACAGGAUGCACCUGAGCUCAAUUUUGAGUGUCAUAGCAAAGGGUCUGAAUACUUAUGUAAUUGUGAUAUUUCUGUUUUUUAUUUUUAAUAAAUUUGCAGAUAUUUCUAAAAACCUGUUUUCGCUUUGUCAUUAUGGGGUAUUGUGUGUAGAUUGAUGAGAAUAAAAAUUAAUUUAAUUCGUUUUAUAGUAAGGCUGUAACGUAACAAAAUGUGGAAAAAGUGAAGGGGUCUGAAUACUUUCCGAAGGCACUGUACUUUACUUGGUGUCCAGCUUCAGUGAAAUAAUGCGAUGAGAUCACAGAUGUUACUUUUAUAAUGAUCAUCAACAUCAUGACUCAAUGGUGGAAUGUUCUAUGAAAUCAUGUUUUCACUACACAUUUGGCUACGAAGGUGUGAAAGUUGUUUAAUCUUUCUUUGACGCACCUCUGGGCGUGGUCACUGACGUGUAGUUUUUAUUUUUAAAAUUUUUGCCUUUUGAAAAUGGGCAGAAAUCUUAAUGAACAUUCUAAUAUUUUUUUCAUAAUUUUGUUUUGUUUUGAUUGUCUUGUUUCCUCCCCCCCGUUCCACACCCCCCGCCUGCCUGAACUCGUCUCCUCCUCCCAUUGAAACUUUGGAUGAAAAGAUUUAGACUCAUUUAAAAAAUAUAUAGAAUAUAUUAAAACCAUAUUUUUUGUUUUGAGUUUUUAUUUUUAUGCCAUCCCUGUGUUAUCAUUUAUUUCACAUUUGGUUGCAUCAGUACGUAUGUGAGACUGUGUGUAAGCGUGUGUGUGUUUACAGACGGGGAGGAGAGAAUGUGUGUCAGGUGAUGGAGGUGUUAUGUGACACAGCCCAUGGGAAUGGGCAAAAAUGUCUGGAAGAAAAGAGGAAAACUGCACGUGUCUGGCAGACAUGCGCAAGAACAUAAAAUGGGAACCUUUGUGUCAUCUCAGGAAUAUGCCGGAACAUUUUCCCCCUGUCCUGUUACCACAGCAAUUCGGGUGCGGCAAAAGUGGGAACGGGGCGCCUCUGACCUUCAGCCACCUUGUGCAGCAGGUUCCUGCCCGAGCUCAGUCCUUGGACCUCUCUGGGAAUGCAGAAUCACCAUACGGUGCGACUGAGAAAUAUUAUGUGUCAGUUUCUAGAAAGGCCACCAGGUGGUGCCAAACCCGUCGUGAAAGGAGCUCAUGCCUUGAUCUUUGGCUGUCUUCAGUUCUUCUGUCACCAAACUCUGGAUGAGAAGAAUUGACAGAAAAACCAUGAAGCAAAUCAAUUUCUUAGUGUAAUGUGAAUACAAAAUGGAUUGAAGCAGAUCUGCUUUUUCUUAUAGCUUUAUUAUAUAGAAUUGUUUUAUGUGACAUUCAGCCAUUACAAUUUCUCCCUGUACUUUAUUUUUUUUUUUUUUGGGGGGGGGGGGGGGUGGUCAUCAUCGAGGGAGUACUUGUGGAAGAUGCUUGCAAGCAUUAAGUUUUACUGUAGCUGGUAUCUUUCCUGUAACAUGGCAAAUGUAGACAUUGCUAUUAUGGGGAUGAUUUACCAAGUAAAAAUAUUCAUAGACUGG